Agelaius phoeniceus (red-winged blackbird) is the source of this 2202-nucleotide messenger RNA. NCBI's taxonomy places the organism in Eukaryota, Metazoa, Chordata, Aves, Passeriformes, Icteridae. The record is from RefSeq and is a predicted model, not a curated record.
AUGGCGGAGGGCGGGCCUGGCGCAGGUGGGAGCCCCGGCCCCAGCUCCGCUCCGAGCGCCCCGGGCAGGGCUCCGAGCCCCCCGGUCCUGCCCUGCCCCGGCCUGGGGCCGCCCGCUCCUCUCCGCGGGCGCGGGGCUGUGCCCGCCCCACAGAGCGCCCACAGCCGCCCUGAUCCCCACCCCACGCGGCCACGAGCGGUUCUGUUCGUGGGCCUUAUGGUGCCUUUGGAAGCAGAAAUUCCUGUGGAACAACUUUUUUCUGCCCCUGCAGCCCAAUAUCUGCCACCUGUGCUUGGGGAAACUCCCCCUGGAGAACCCCCUGAUCCAAAAAAAUGUUCUCCUCGAGAGUUCUUGGAGUUUUACAUCUUCCCAGUGCUCCUGCCAGGACUGGCUGCACUUCUGCAUGAAGUAGAGAAGGAGAAGUGUUUAGAGGAAAAAAGAACCAAAUUUAUUCCCACUGAUUUCCUAACUGAGUGGUUAUACAACAAGAAUCCAAAGAGGAAAGAUGAGUCAUUCACAGAAUUGUUUUCCAUUCCUUUUGUUAAGGACUGGCUAAAGGACCAUCCUAGACCACCAGUUCCUCUAUCUCUGCUUCUAUCAGAAGAAGAAGCAAGCAUACUAAUCCAGUCCUUCUGGAGAGGUUAUCGGGUCCGUUGUGAUAGUGAAAUACAAGAGCUCCGUCAGUGGCAAAAGAAGCUGAGAGAGGAGAGGUACAUUCAUGAGGUGGUGAGAAAAUUCUGGGCUAAACAGGAAGCCAAAGUGGGAAGCAAAUCAGAAGAGCCGGACUAACGUACACAAAAUCCUUCAACGUCUCAAUUUUAGUUUCCUCACUAAAAUUGCAAAGCACAGAGCUCAUGGACUUUGUGAUACUGAUUUAGAAACCCUUUUAGCAUUAAAGUUUUACAUGUGAGGUAUUGUAAAUCAAAGGCAGGUUAUGUAAGGACCCAGCAUGCCAAGACAAAAUUCAGUCUUAGUCUAAGUGAGCACAAUUCCGUUAAAACAGAUGGAAUGGUGCACAUCUAGCCAAAAAUGUUGAAUCUGUAUUUAUCUUGUGUUCCUGAAUGCUCACUUAAACCCUUUUCUGACAGGAACAAAACUCUGGAUGAAAUUAAAUGGGGUUCUAUCCACAUGUAGGCAAGUGUUAAAUCUUCAUUUAUCAUGAACUGGAGUUCUCUGACUCCUGCAGAGCUAUGACAAUUUACACAAAUCCAGGCUCUGUUCAGAACGGUCUAAUUUGCAGAAAUGCUGUGCCCCUGCAAUUCCAAUGGAAGGCAAUGAGAGCUGGGGUUGCUCUGCAGUUCUGCAGGGGAGAAAAGUCAAAGGCCCUUUUGUUACCACUUAGCACAUGUGCUGGGAAAGUGUAGAAUUAAGAUCCCAGUGUCAGCAUUUUCAGCAAUCUUAUGCAGGCUACUUACUUUUAUCAGGUCCAAGCACAGUAAAAAUCAGAUUGGGCCUCUUGCUAAGGAAUCCUUAUUAUUUUUUUAACUUAGUCCUGCCAAGAACGGUCUUAUUUAUGCCUUUAUAAUUUCACAGUUAGGGAAGAUAGUAGCAGAACUACAAAUAAUUCCAUGUAAGUCAAAGGUGUAGUUGUUUUGACUGAACCCCUAAUAAAACAUGGGGGGUCUCCAGCACUUGCUGUGGGUCCACAUGGAUUUCUUCCUUCACUUGCACAGACUUUGUCCUCACUCUUACACCAGUACCCACCCCUUGGGUUUGCUCCUGGUUGGUGAUGAUGGUUCUUACACCAGCUCUGGAAAAUCCAACCAUUUGAAGAAAAACUCUCAUUCUGCACUCUUCAAACCCAGCUGAAUUCUUCUGUCCUCUCCUUUUCACAAGCAAUUGAACCAGAACAGGAAACUGCUGAGCCAACAGGGGAAAAAAGCAUCCCUUUUGUGUUAAGAGUUUGGCUGCUGAGCUCCUUGACUGGCUCACCCUGGGUUUGAUAGGUGCCAGAGCUAAGGGUAAGUGUGGGAAUGUGGCCAGAGGUGGAGGAAUGUGCUUUAGGAGCCCUUUCCUUCAGUUUAACACUGAGGAACUGCACCAAGGAGCAAUUCUCUCUCUGUAGCAGUGCUCACUGCAAUGGAAAAAAAUCUGUGUGGAUUUUAAAACCAAGAGGACACAAACAUUGUAAGUAAAUAGUAAAGCCUUUAUUCUCAUUAAGAACAGCAUUUUGAAAAUAAAACAUUUGCCCAUGCUUUACAA